Messenger RNA from Oryzias melastigma (Indian medaka), 2761 nucleotides. RefSeq names its product glycoprotein endo-alpha-1,2-mannosidase-like protein. Gene Ontology annotation, cellular component: Golgi apparatus. The record is from RefSeq and is a predicted model, not a curated record. Lineage: Eukaryota; Metazoa; Chordata; Actinopteri; Beloniformes; Adrianichthyidae. The transcript has 4 exons. Gene Ontology annotation, molecular function: alpha-mannosidase activity. Bases 948 to 2279 code for a protein of 443 amino acids.
UUUAUGUUCUCAUGCAUAAUGGGUGGGAAUGAUGGAGCUUUGAAAAAAAUAAAGAUCCAAAAGUCACUUAAUUGCAACCAAAUAAUGUUUUGCUCCUACCAUGCAGAUUUGGAACUUUAGCAAAAGUAACAACUAAAGAGAAAACUGAAAUCCCUGAUUUGUCAAAACUCAAUCAAAUGUAUUUCAUUGACUUGUUUUCACUUUGAAUUUGUUUUUACCUGACAUCUUUUUUAUUUUAUUUACACAAUUACAACUUAAGAAUACACGAUUUCCGUUUGUACUUGAAGGCGUCACGGUGAAGGGAUUAUUUUAAAAAUGGCCACCAGAGGGAGCUAUUAGUCGCAUCAUAACGUCGAGCAAAUCGGAAUUUAUAUAUAUAUAAAAAUAACACAGAAAUUUAAUCUAUUUUUUUAAACAAUUUCAUGAAAGUAGUAGAAUUACUGUGGUUUUUUUUUAUGAUAUUGCAGUUUGGAUAUUUGUUUUUCUUAUUUUUUAAAUAAAAAAGGGGUGGAGGUUCCGCCUCUUUUGCAUAUCAAAUGAAGAAAAAAAAAAGCUGCAAAGUCAAAGUAAGAAGGCUUUAACCCCACGCGGAGCAUCAUUUCGGGAAUAUCUCCUGUGAAUGAAGCUUCAUCCAGAGAGUGAAACCAACCAGCAUUUUAAAGUUUUUUCUUUCCUUUUAUUUAUUUUUUUUUUAUACAUCCACUACUUACUUCUUUUCCAGCGGUGAGGAUCCGUGCAGGUGCGCUGCUGCUGCUGCAGUCCCCACGCUGCAUUUCCAUCUCCAGCAGGCUGCAGGAGAAAGUUAAAAACCCCUCCGAGGACUGCGUCAGGGCUGCAGCCUUUACGGCGGCGGGACAUUUCUGGAUGGCAGACGACUCCUCGGAGUUGGUUGCGCGCAGAGCUGCAUCUUUCAUGUCUGCAGAGCGCCCGUAACUCCCGGCAGCAUCAUGGCACGGCUCCGGAGGAGAGCCUGCGUGGCUCUCUUCCUCUUCACGCUCUUCAUUUUCGGGACCCUCAUGGCUUUGAGGACCCUGAAGCCCAGCGACGGCUUCUCGGAUCUGGCUCCGGGUUUGGAACUUCUCCCGAUCUUGGGGGCCAGGAUGGACCGGCGCUCCGUAACUCGUGCCAGCGCCUCCCCGGAUCAAGCCCGCCCGCCUGGCAGCAACACCAAAGCCAUGCUGUCCAACUUCAGCCCGGAAGGGACCAUCUUUUACGACGUUCACAUAUUUUAUUACACUUGGUACGGCAGCCCGCACAUGGACGGCAAGUACAUCCACUGGGACCACAUCCUGGUUCCACACUGGGACCCCAAAAUCGCAUCCAGCUACCCGAGGGGCAAACACAUGCCGCCCGAGGACAUCGGCUCCAGCUACUACCCCGAACUGAACCCGUACAGCUCCAGGGAUCCGGACGUGCUGGAGUCCCACAUGGAGCAGAUCGGAGCAUCAGCAGCAGGUGUUCUGGUCCUGGCCUGGUACCCUCCUGGGCUCGGUGAUGAAAACGGGGAACCCACAGAGGACAUGGUACCUGCGGUACUGGAUGCUGCUUAUAGACACAACCUCAAGGUUGCGUUUCAUAUUCAGCCGUACAAAGGCAGAAACGACCAGACGGUACACGACAACAUCAAGUACAUCAUCGACAGGUAUGGUGACCACGGAGCCAUGUACAGAUUGACUACCAGCACAGGGAAGAGUCUUCCUCUCUUCUACAUCUAUGACUCCUACCUCACUCCAUCAGAGGCCUGGUCUGAACUCCUGAGUCCCACCGGCUCCCACAGCAUCCGUGGCUCCGCCUACGACUCUGUCCUCAUAGCUCUGAUCGUGGAGGAGCGUCACAAACACGACAUCCUGGCAGGAGGUUUCGACGGCAUGUACACCUACUUUGCCUCCAACGGCUUCUCCUUUGGCUCCUCUCACCAGAACUGGAAGGCCAUCAAGGCCUUCUGCGACGGGAACAACCUCCUCUUCAUCCCGAGCGUCGGGCCCGGGUACAUUGACACGAGCAUCCGGCCGUGGAACAACCACAACACUCGCAACAGGGUGAACGGUCGCUACUACGAGACGGCCCUGCAGGCGGCGCUCAACGCGCGGCCGGAGAUCGUCACCAUAACGUCCUUCAACGAAUGGCACGAAGGGACGCAGAUAGAGAGGGCGGUGCCCAAAAAGACAGUGACCCGCGUGUACUUGGACUAUCAGCCCCACGGACCCGAUCACUACCUGGAGCUGACCCGCCGCUGGGCCGAGCAGUUCAACAAGGAGAAGCAGCAGUGGCUCAUUUGAACUUUCGGCGAGCUCUGGAUGAAACCGAGAGAGUAGAAGAAGAAUAUAAGAGGAUGUUAAGCUUUUGGGGAAAAUCAAUCACUAAACAGAAAGGCCACAAAUCCCUGGAAAAAUAUGGGCUUAUUGAUGGACAAUAUAAAACUGACCAAAAAUAUUCCCUCCCAAAAUGAGGUCAUGGUGAGGUGGUCAAAAUUCACCUUUAUUUUCAUUUAAUUAUUUGUUUUAAAGACCCACUCCGAUCAUCUUUUUAAAUAUUUUUUAGUGGAAUUUAAAUUAUGAUUAUGCACUUUCUAGCCACAACCUGUUGUUUCCUAGGACAAAGUUUCUGCAGAGCGGCACUAGUCCGUUAGAAAUUUGGUUCUGGGUUGAGUGUUGGCGUGAAGCACCCCCUCCCCCAUUCCCCUUCCCCUUGCUGAGAGCUCUCUGUUUUCACGCUCUCCUGCUAGCUUAAAGCACCACAAACCUCCAAUGUAGCACUAGCA